UUUUCCCCUUCUUCAUUGUUCAUGUUUGUUUGGGUGGAAAGAAACUGUUUUCCCAACCGUAAUUAUUAUGAAACAUUAAACAUACAGUCUUGGCAGUGGAGUACUCUGCAGCUUAACAAGAUAUUAUAAGAACUAAUGGACUCUCCAUAUUGCAGUAUCAUCUGGACUUUAACAACAUCACUUUUGUCUUGCUAAUGCCAAUCAUCAAUUGUAGGCAAUGGUACAAUCAACAACCAAAAGUUUGUGGAUAUCUUCGUACAUAGAAGUUCCUUUGAGUUCAAGCUCAUUCGUCAAACUUAUGCUGCUCUUUAUGGUCAGAAUGUUCUUCAUCUCUUCUCAAAUAUCCAGAGGAACAAUCCAGUUGCUAGAGCAGCCUACCUUCGCAUGAUUGAACCGCAAGAGCGUGAUGCCGAGAUAACUAGGAACUCGCUUUUCGGCGGGAGUGUGAAUCUUAACACUCUCAUUGAGAUUGCAUGCACCCGACCUUCUUCGGAGCUGCAGUGUAUUAAGCGAACCUACCGCUCAAGAUACAAUUCUGAACUUGAGCAAGAUGUCACCGCAAAAGUCAGGGGCGGAUUCAAAGAGAUUCUGCUGGCGGUUUUGAAGUCGUGUCGCAACUGUGGUGGGAGAGUGGACAUGAGCAUGGCCAUGUGCGAUGCCAAGACUCUGUAUGAAGCAGUGGAAAGUGGGAGGACUGUGGACCAGAAGACCAUCAUUUCGCUUUUAAGUCAGCGGAAUUCUGGCCAAGUCAAAGCCAUUCUCGUCUCCUACAAACAGCUAUAUGGCCAUGAAUUCUGCAAGUCGCUGAAACAAAGCAAAUGCGGGCAAUUUGGAAGAGAGGUACGAAUCGUGAUUCGAUGCAUACAAAAUCCUGAAAAGUUCUUUGCCAAACAGCUAAGGAUGAAGAAUGCUGAUGCUCGGGAGAUUUUGAUCCGGAUAAUGAUCACUAGGUCCGAGAUAGAUAUUAAAGACGUUAACAAGGCUUUUGCAGCUAAAACAGGCAGUUCCAUUGAGAAACUUGUGAGAAGGGAUUUCAAUAAUAAUGGUAAAGAUCAUAAGACUAAUAACAUUGUAGCUGAUAUCUUGAUUGGACUAACGAAACGUAGUUGAAAUAUUGCGUUUAUUUAUAUAUAUAUAUAUAUAUAUAUAUAUAUAUAUAUAUAUAU
Molecule: messenger RNA, 1166 nt
Organism: Juglans microcarpa x Juglans regia
Lineage: Eukaryota; Viridiplantae; Streptophyta; Magnoliopsida; Fagales; Juglandaceae
Product: annexin D5-like
Exons: 3
Coding region: 385-1110 (241 amino acids)
Cellular component (GO): cytoplasm
Molecular function (GO): calcium-dependent phospholipid binding; calcium ion binding
Source: RefSeq, a predicted model, not a curated record